ACGGCAAAGUAUGACUGGGGUGCUCUGAAAGAUGAAAUAAUUAAGAAGAUUAGAAAUGAAGAUGAUGAGAAAAUAAGGAUAAAACAGUUAAAGUCGAUUGUGCAAAAUAAAGAGAAGACUGUGCGAGAAUAUAUAAAUAGAUUUGAUGCUUACAUGGAACCAAUUAAGGAUGUCAUAAGAAAAGAUGAAAAGCUUGACUGGUUCCUUGAAGAACUUAAUGAUUCAUUUAGAACUAGAGUAGAAUUUCGUUGCCCUAAGAAAUAUGAUAAUGCAAGAAAAUGGGCUUUGCAAGUUGAAAAUUAUCAAAGAAAAAAGGAAUGUAAAGACAUACAAAAGGAUACAGUUAUUCAAGAAGAAGGUAAUUACUCAAUUCAGAGUGAGAUUGAUGAACUGAAAACUGCUUUCAGUGAUAUAAAGAUCAAUUGUGUAGAUCAGCCAUCUAUAAAACGUGAAGAAAUAGAUGGUUCAAAAGUAAUAAAAUGGUUUAAUUGUUAUGAAGAAGGUCAUAUGGCACAAAAUUGCCCAAAACAGAACUAUUCUAAAGAAAAUAAAAGUGAUGAUAUUCAGAUUGUUGGGGCAGAUGUACGUUUUAUAGUGCUUAUGGAAGGACAAGUAGAUGUAGAACAAGAUCAUCUUCAGGUUGAAAUAAUGGAUGCUAAUGAAUUGUUUGAUAAAUAG
Messenger RNA from Dentiscutata erythropus, 678 nucleotides. Lineage: Eukaryota; Fungi; Glomeromycota; Glomeromycetes; Diversisporales; Gigasporaceae. The record is from the annotation of a GenBank genome assembly.